Molecule: messenger RNA, 5153 nt
Organism: Gadus chalcogrammus (walleye pollock)
Lineage: Eukaryota; Metazoa; Chordata; Actinopteri; Gadiformes; Gadidae
Gene: atp8b5b
Product: ATPase phospholipid transporting 8B5b
Exons: 28
Coding region: 446-4057 (1203 amino acids)
Biological process (GO): phospholipid translocation; Golgi organization
Cellular component (GO): plasma membrane
Molecular function (GO): ATP hydrolysis activity; ATPase-coupled intramembrane lipid carrier activity; ATP binding
Source: RefSeq, a predicted model, not a curated record
UCUCUGUCUUUCUCUCAUUCAGUCUCUCACUCUCUAUAUAUACUCCCCCCUCCCCUUUCGUUCUCUCUCUCUCUCUGUAACCCACCUGUGGAUCCCCUACCUGGGCGAGGGGGCGGGGUCAGUGUGUGAGCACCUGUUGUUGUAAAGAGAGAGAGAGAAAGACGUGCCUUCGCGCUCCUCGAUCGCCCCUUAUCCAAGAGGGAGGGAGGGAGCGGUUGUGCUUUACUUCCGUCGGUUCCUGCUUUUAUGACGUUUGUGUGUGUGUGUGUUGGUGAGUGCGUCCGACCGUGUGUGUUUGUAAUUCCCCUUCCCUUGUGUCCUAAGCCUCCGUCCCAACGCUCCUCCACGGCUCCUGAAGGACUCCGGGAAACCAGAAUUCCUCCCCAGGUGUAGUAGGACAUCACUGCUCUCUGUCUUGGUGUAGUAUGACAUCACUGAUCUGACCAUGGGUUCGUUGUUGACAUACUUUGAGUCCCUGUGUGGGAAAAAAAGGGAAAAAGAGGAAGAGCGGUACAUCCAUGCCAACAACCGACCUCUGAACCUCCCCUAUCAGUACGCUGACAAUGCCAUCAGGACCUCUAAGUACAAUGUCUUCAGCUUCCUACCGCUCAACCUCUUCGAACAGUUCCAGAGGCUGGCCAACGCCUACUUCCUGGUCUUGUUGAUACUGCAGUUAAUCCCUGAGAUCUCGUCCCUAUCCUGGUUCACCACGGUGGUUCCUCUCCUUCUGGUACUCACCAUGACUGCCGUCAAAGACGCCAGCGAUGACAUCAACCGGCACAGAAGCGACAAGCAGGUGAACAACCGUCGCGUGGACGUCCUCAUCGAUGGAGAACUACGGAGUGAGAAGUGGAUGAAUGUUCAGGUUGGAGACGUCAUCAAACUGGAGAACAACCAGUUUGUUACGGCUGAUCUGCUGCUGUUGACCUCCAGCGAGCCUCUGAACCUGGUCUACAUAGAAACGGCUGAGCUGGACGGGGAGACCAACCUGAAGGUGAAACAGGCCCUUACGGUGACAGGAGAUAUCGGCGACAGCAUCCCCGGGCUUGGAAGCUUCAAAGGGGAGGUACGCUGUGAGCCCCCCAACAACCGCCUGGACAAGUUCAAGGGCACGCUGACUGUGAACGGGCAGACAUACGCGCUGGACAACGACAAGGUGCUGCUGAGAGGCUGCACACUCAGGAACACCGAAUGGUGCUUUGGCCUCGUAGUCUUCGGAGGUCCGGAUACCAAGCUGAUGCAGAACUCUGGGAAGACGGUGUUCAAACGGACCAGCAUCGACGGCCUCAUGAACGUGCUGGUUCUGUGUAUCUUUGGCUUUCUGGCCGUGAUGUGCAGCAUCCUGGCGGUGGGUAACGCUAUCUGGGAGGUGAGAGAGGGCUCUGUGUUCAUCGCCUUCCUCCCGCGCCCGAAGGGCGUCAACGCCGGAUUCUCCGCCUUCCUGACCUUCUGGUCCUACGUCAUCAUCCUGAACACUGUGGUGCCCAUCUCGCUCUACGUCAGUGUGGAGAUCAUCCGUCUGGGCAACAGCUUCUACAUCGACUGGGACAGGAAGAUGUACUACCCCAAGAGCGACACCCCGGCACAGGCCCGGACCACCACACUGAACGAGGAGCUGGGCCAGAUCAAGUACAUCUUCAGUGACAAGACCGGGACCCUCACCCAGAACAUCAUGACCUUCAACAAGUGCUCUAUCAACGGGAAGUCCUACGGGGAGGUGGUUGACUUUACGGGACAACGAGUUGAAAUUACGGACAAAACCCAGACGGUGGACUUCACCUGGAACGAGCUGGCCGACCCCAAGUUUGUGUUCCACGACCCCAGCCUGGUGGAGCUGGUGAGGGAGGGGGACCUCGCCGCCCAGCACUUCUUCCGCCUGCUGGCGCUCUGCCACACCGUCAUGCCCGAGGAGAAGACCGAGGGGGAGCUGUACUACCAGGCCCAGUCCCCAGAUGAGGGCGCCCUGGUCACGGCCGCCAGGAACUUCGGCUUCGUGUUCCGAUCCCGAACCCCCGAGUCCAUCCGCAUCAUGGAGAUGGGCCAGGAGGUGACCUACGACCUCCUGGCCGUGCUGGACUUCAACAACGUCCGCAAGAGGAUGUCCGUGAUAGUGCGUAGCCCCAAGGGGAAGCUCAUCCUGUUCUGUAAGGGGGCUGACACCAUCGUGUACGAGAGGCUCCACCCUUCGUGUUUGAAGCUGAAGGACAUCACCACCAGCCAUCUCAAUGAGUAUGCGGGGGACGGCCUCCGCACACUGGCCCUGGCCUACAAGGACCUGGACGACGACUACAUGGAGGACUGGAGGCGGCGCCACCAUGAGGCCAACAUCGCCAUGGAUGGCAAGGAGGAGCGGCUGGACGAGCUGUACGAGGAGAUAGAGAAAGACCUCAUGCUACUUGGAGCGACCGCGGUGGAGGACAAGCUCCAAGAUGGCGUCCCACAGACCAUCGAGCAGCUGGCUAAAGCCGACAUCAAGAUAUGGGUGCUGACAGGGGACAAACAAGAGACGGCGGAAAACAUCGGCUACGCCUGCAACAUGCUGCGGGAGGACAUGACGGAGGUGUUCAUCGUCGCGGCCAACACGGCGGAGGGUGUACGAGAAGAGCUGGAGAAGGCCCGGAGGACGAUGUGCCCAGACGCUCCUGAUAAGCCCGUGGUGGUUGAGGCCCGGGCCGGCCUGUUCUGGCGCCAGAAGACCAGGAAGGUGGAGGAUGAGGCUGUGAACGGAGAGUACGCGCUGGUCAUCAACGGACACAGCCUGGCAUACGCCCUGGAGAAGGACCUGGAGCUGGAGCUGCUGCGGACGGCGUGCAUGUGCCAGACGGUGAUCUGCUGCCGGGUCACGCCGCUGCAGAAGGCCCAGGUGGUGGAGCUGGUGAAGCACUACAAGCAGGCCGUCACGCUGGCCAUCGGCGACGGAGCCAACGACGUCAGCAUGAUCAAGGCGGCCCACAUCGGGGUGGGGAUCUCCGGCCAGGAGGGCAUGCAGGCUGUGCUGUCCAGCGACUUCUCCUUCGCCCAGUUCCGCUACCUGCAGCGCCUCCUGCUGGUGCACGGCCGCUGGUCCUACCUGCGCAUGUGCAAGUUCCUCCGCUACUUCUUCUACAAGAACUUCACCUUCACCUUCGUCCACUUCUGGUACGCCUUCUUCUGCGGCUUCUCAGCGCAGACUGUGUACGACGAGUGGUUCAUCACUCUGUACAACCUGGUCUACACGGCUCUGCCAGUCCUCGGAAUGAGCCUCUUCGACCAGGACGUGAACGACCGCUGGAGCUCCCAGCACCCCCAGCUCUACUCCCCGGGGCAGCUGAACCUCUACUUCAGCAAGAAGGCCUUCGUACGCUGCAUGAUGCACAGCUGCUACAGCUCCCUCAUCCUCUUCUUCAUCCCCUGGGCCGCCAUGUACGACACGGUGCGCGACGACGGCAAGGACAUCGUGGACUACCAGUCCUUCGCCCUGCUGGCGCAGACAUGCCUGCUCAUCGCCGUCACUAUACAGCUGUGUCUGGACACCCACUAUUGGACAGCGGUGAAUCAGUUCUUUGUGUGGGGCAGUCUGUCUGCCUACUUUGCCAUCACCUUCACCAUGUACAGCAACGGCAUGUUUCACAUCUUCACCUCCACCUUUCCCUUCAUUGGCACGGCGAGGAACUCCCUGAACCAGCCCAACGUGUGGCUGACCAUCCUGCUCACCUCCAUCCUCUGUGCUCUGCCCGUGGUCGCAUACCGCUUCACACUCAUCCAGCUGUGGCCCACCAUCAACGACAAGGUGAGACACAAGGUGCGUAAGGAGGCGCUGCCGGCUCCUGCUCCUCGCCGGCCCCCGGCCAGACGUAUCAGCACCCGGCGCUCCGGCUACGCCUUCUCCCACGCCCAGGGCUACGGCGAGCUGGUCACCUCCGGCCGCUUCCUCCUGAGACGCCCGCAGAAGAUCCGCACGGCCCUCCUCUUCCCCCAGUCCGACUCCCCCCUCUCCCAGGGCCAGCCCCAGCUGUACCGCCCCAUCACUGCCCUCAACAGGGUCCCGGAGGAGGGGCAGCCCGCCCAGCAAUCCUAGGGGACAGAGGAGGAGGUGGCACAGUGCUCCUAGGGGACAGAGGAGGAGGUGGCACAGUGCUCCUAGAGGACAGAGGAGGAGGUGGCACAGUGCUCCUAGAGGACAGAGGAGGAGGUGGCACAGUGCUCCUAGAGGACAGAGGAGGAGGUGGCACAGUGCUCCUAGGGGACAGAGGAGGAGGUGGCACAUUGCUCCUAGAGGACAGAGGAGGAGGUGGCACAUUGCUCCUAGGGGACAGAGGAGGAGGUGGCACAUUGCUCCUAGGGGACAGAGGAGGAGGUGGCACAGUGCUCCUAGGGGACAGAGGAGGAGGUGGCACAUUGCUCCUAGAGGACAGAGGAGGAGGUGGCACAGUGCUCCUAGAGGCCUAGAGGACAGAGGAGGAGGUGGCACAGUGCUCCUAGGGGACAGAGGAGGAGGUGGCACAUUGCUCCUAGAGGACAGAGGAGGAGGUGGCACAGUGCUCCUAGGGGACAGAGGAGGAAGUGGCACAUUGCUCCUAGGGGACAGAGGAGGAGGUGGCACAGUGCUCUUAGAGGACAGAGGAGGAGGUGGCACAGUGCUCCUAGAGGCCUAGAGGACAGAGGAGGAAGUGGCACAGUGCUCCUAGGGGAAAGAGGAGGAGGUGGCACAGUGCUCCUAGAGGACAGAGGAGGAGGUGGCACAGUGGUCCUAGGGGAAAGAGGAGGAGGUGGCACAGUGCUCCUAGAGGACAGAGGAGGAGGUGGCACAGUGCUCCUAGAGGACAGAGGAGGAGGUGGCACAGUGGUCCUAGGGGAAAGAGGAGGAGGUGGCACAGUGCUCCUAGAGGACAGAGGAGGAGGUGGCACAGUGCUCCUAGGGGAAAGAGGAGGAGGAGAAGUAAGGAGGAAGCAGUAUGCUCCUAAAGUAUGGAUGAGAAGUAGGUGAAUCUGGAGGUGGAGGUGGAUGAGGAAAUGGACUAUAAAUCUUCCCUUAUGGGGUCAGGGUUGUCUUUGCGGUUAAUGUGUUUGUAAACUACGUCAUUUCAAUGGAAAAGAGGUGUAGUAGACACAUUCACAAAGGGUAUGAUAGUGUAUUAGUUAGGACGUUUGACUCCCAGCUGAAAAGGUUCUGG